AAGCUGCUAACGUCCCCUUUUGAAAGAGUGCAGCCCUGUUCAUUACUGAAACUCAAGAGACGACAAAAGAGGACCGAAAUAUGCUCUCUACAGGCGGGACACGGGUUUAUUUUCGUUGAGUCAGAGAUAGUUUCUGGGUUUGACUGCGCUGAAGUUUGAGACAAACUAAAAGGAAGACAAAAAAACAGCAACAAGUCGGGCAGGUGGUAGAGCACACGUUGACCAGGAGAACCGGAUCACAACAAGACUCACCAUCCAGAUCUUCCAGACUCACCUGAGCCAGAUCAGAAAGAUUAACCAUGUCGGUGGAGAGUUACUCUGCGCUGGAUGAGUCCUCUCUGCGAGCCCUGCUGGAUGGAACUGUGGAUCUGGACGAGAGGCGCCUCAUCCGUUCAGCCAUCCGAGAUCUGAGGAGGAGGGAGAUCGAAGACAUGGAGGCCGCUCUGGCCAGCAAGAGAUUUCGACCCACACGCCUCAAACAGCAGGAGGACAAGGAGAAUCAGCACAGGUCUGAAUCCAGUGACAACUUGGACGUCCUGUCACGAAAACUGCAAUCAAUCCAGGACAUUGAUGAGCUCACAAAAAUGCUCCGCGCUGCCGGCGAGUAUGAGGAGAGGAAGAUGAUCAGAGCAGCCAUCAGACAAGUCCGAGAUGAACAGCAGCAAGGGACUGUGGAGCGGGGUAAAGCUCUGGGUCGCUGCGGGGAGCCUGAGAGUGGGGAGCCCCAGAGCACCAUGGGAACUGGGGAGUCAGAGCGGGAGAGUCACAGUGAGCGCGUCAGAUCUCAGAUCCGGGAGUUACGCGAACAGCAGACACAGCAAAGCAGAGAGCUGCAGAGAAAAGGCUCCAACUCAGGCAUGGUGCUGGUUCUGGAUCACCUGGUGAAGGACGAGGGUCCCGGACCUCUGCUGAUAGAGCCUCAGAGAGAGGCCGGGACCACAGAGCCUGAUCUGGUCCUGUCUCACCGUCAAAGGUCUGACUCCUCAGCUUCAGACCGCAGUGGGACCCCUGUGCUCUCCAGGUCCAAUCUGGAUCCUGUGGCCUCAGAUAAGAACCAGGGCUUGGCCUUCAGAGCCAGGCUGGACUCCGGAGCUUCAGACAGGAGCCAGAGUCCCUCCCAGCGCGUUCGCCUAGACUCUGGGGCAUCAGAGCGAAGCGUCAGCUCCCUGUCCUACAUCAGACAGAGACUGGGCUCAGAUGUCUCCGACUCUGGCGUCAGACCCCGUCUGGGCUCUGGGGCUUCAGACAGCGUUGGUGUUUUAUCAAGGAAACGGAGUGACUCGGGGACGUCUGACCAGAGUGUGAGCCUGUCCUCUGAGGAGAGAGGUCCAGCAGAAGAGCUGGAGGUCGCCACGAGUGGCUCAACUUGCAGCACAGAUUCAGAAACCGAGAGCAGAGGCCAAGGUCCAGCCAGCAUCCAGGCUCAGUCCGACCAAGACCCCAUCAUUGAGCAGGACCAGCCAGACGGAGCUGUUAUAUCUCGCAGAGAUCCUGCAAAUGGCCUGCUCAACGGCAGCGUCAAGGGAAAAAUCGACUUCCAGAAACAAAAGAGCGAUCUGCCCCUCACUCAUGGAAAAGCAAAGGAUUCUGCACCUGAGAAAAAAGAUGUUAUAUUGGAAAAAUUCAACCGCACCAACUCUGUGCGUGAUCGAAUGCGCAAGUUCACAGAAUCCACCCAGAGCCCAAGCGUCCCGGCUUUUAAGAGAGUUCCUCUGAGGAACGGGACCACCUCCGGCAGCAGCGGCCAGACGAAUCUCUCCAGAGCCACUGAGCUGUUUACACACACAGCAGCAGCAGCAGCAUCCCUCAGCACAUCUGGAGACAGGCCAGCAAGGCCACGUGUGGACUCUACGUCUCACACCUCCGCCGCAUCCCAGAGUCAGGCCACACCUCAACCAAGAGGCGGGCCCAACAAACCUCUGUCCUCAGCUGGCCAAUGGCAGAACUCCAUGGGAGGGACAAGACAUCCAGCUGAAAAAGAUGAGCAUGCCUCCAGCAACUCAAAGGAAGACGGGACCCCAGGGAGAGCAGCUGGACAGCAGGUCACCCAAGGAGAGGCAGACCCGGACAUGAAGACUUUCCUCACCAUUGAGAUCAAGGAUGGGCGCACCACCAGCUCCUCCACAUCCUCUUCCAGGACCAACAUCGUGCCCAUCACCAACAUGACCCCACGCAUCACCAGUAAUGCUCUGGGACAGAGGGCAGAGUUGACCCUUGGCCUCAGAGCCACACCGUUCAAGAUCUCUUCCUCCAGCCUCUCCUCCGGAUCCUCCAUCAAGAUGGAGACAGAGCCCAUUGUGGCCUCUGAGCCGGUGUUUUCAGCUGGACCGUCUGCCCAGAUGGUGUGUCACGUCCCGGCCAUCCCCAACGGCUCCAGCUCUCAGGCCAAACCAGAAGAGCGCUCCGGAAAACUGACUGCCGAACAGCUGGCUGCUAUCGAGGACGAAGAGCUCCUUGACAAAAUGCUCGAUGAGUCGAAAGACUUUGAGGAGAGGAAGAUGAUCCGUGCAGCCAUGAGAGACCUUCGCAAGAGAAAGAGAGAGGUCAUGCUGGGAUGUACUCAGGAGGAAAUAGACCAGAGAGAAAAGGAGCGCGAGACCCGUCUGCAGGAGCUCCGGCAACAGAGGGAAGAGCGAACACAGAAAGGCCGCGCUGGGGUCGGAGCAGGAGAGGUGGUGAUGAGGAAGGUGGAGAAGUCGGCGGAUGGCUCCAGCCACAGCCAAGUCACCAAGACAGACCGCUUCGCUACAUCUGAUGAUGGGAGCAGAUCGACACGGAGCACUGUUGUUGAGGCCAGUUAUGUGCAAAAAACAGACAGAGGUACAGUCCAGUCAAAGUCAUACAGUUUUAGCUCUUCCACAUCCUCCUCCUCCUCCAACACAAGCAAAAAAGUGGGCAGUGUGUUUGAUCGCGAAGAUGACACAUCGUCUCGCAGUGGUAGCAGCGGGCUGGCUGCAGUGGAGCGAAGGCAGGCGGAAAGGCGCAAGGAGCUGAUGAGGGCUCAGACUCUGCCCAAGACCUCUGCCAUGCAGGCGCGCAAAGCCAUGAUAGAGAAGCUGGAGAAGGAGGGAGGCGGCCCUGGAAAUCAAGCAGUCGCCAAGGUAAACAAGGUCCAGCGUUCCACCAGCUUUGGUGUACCAAACGCAAACUCCAUCAAGCAGAUGCUGCUCGACUGGUGCCGCGCCAAGACCCGCUCGUAUGAGCAUGUGGACAUUCAGAACUUUUCAUCCAGCUGGAGUAACGGCAUGGCAUUUUGUGCCCUGGUGCACAAUUUUUUCCCUGAAUCCUUCGACUACAGCUCUCUCAGCCCGAGCAACCGCAGGCAAAACUUUGAGGUGGCCUUCAGCACUGCAGAGACGUAUGCCAACUGCAUGCCUUUGCUGGAAGUGGAGGACAUGAUGAUCAUGGGUAAUAAACCCGACUCCAAAUGCGUCUUCACCUAUGUACAGUCUCUGGUCAACCACCUGCGCAGAUACGAGAUGUCCAUGGGUCGGCCCUGUGACCUCUGACCUGUGCUCAGUGAGCGGUCAGCCUCCCUCUCCUUUCACCUGCCCCUCCCCCUCCCCAGCUCCAUCUCCACCUGAUGACCGCCUCCACACUGUCAGGCUGCGUCACAGAGUCGCUCAUCUCUGAUGGACACACUGGGGAUUGUGUGUGUUUGUGUGUGUGUUUGUGUGUCAGUUUGCUUAUUAUUUUGGCAGUGGUGAUGUGUAUUAAUUAUUUAAUUAACACAAAGUCUGACUUUCUCCAGCAAGAGAGCGCCAAAGUUUUUAUAAGACAACAUUUUAAGCUUUAAAAUUUUACCUCUUUUUUUCUUACUCAGCUUUGUACCAGGUCAUAAUUAACAUGUAGUAGCUAUGUCACCGCACUAGUGUACUGAAAACACAUCGAGAGAGAAGAGAAAUAUUUUUUACAGUAUUUCCCCUUUUAAGUUAUUUAUAGCUACAAUUUUCUCUACUACACUUUUGUAAUUAAUGUCAUUUGCUAGCAUUGCUGUUGGAUAUCCCGCAGAAGAACAACAAUACCCAACUUUACGAUGAAUUAUUUGGUUUUCAUUUCGGUACUUUUUAAUUUUUUCCAAACUCUGGCUGCUGGAAGUAUUUUAAUUAAGUUAUUACUAUUCUCAUGUUGUUAUUAAUUAUCAUAUUAGUAUUUAAUACAUGAGCACAGGGAUGUUCUUUCCUUAUUUUUCAUUAUGAGUAAUCUCACCUUUCUGAACUCUACAGUGCUACUGAGACGUGUUUCAGAUUAUUAUAUUAUUUUAACAGCAGAAAUGCAUGCAGUCAAACACGUUUUUAUUCAGGUAGAAAGAAAACAAGGGGUGUGUUAUAGUCUGAUAUCAUAGAGCUGAAAUGUAUCAUUACUUGAUGUUUUUUACUGCUUGACUGACAGCACAUGAGCUGUCAUCAUCUACCAGCAUCACUGACUCGCCCUGCAAACACACUCACACACAGCUCUGUUAGAGGGCUCCUUAUUUAUGCUUGAGUAGAUUUUUUUUUUGAAAAUAUAUUAUUUUUUAUUUUGUUAGUGUGUACAUUAUGCUUUUAAAAGUUCAAGCUAUCACUUUGUUUUGUUAAAACUAAUUGGGGUCACUUUUUGGAUGAGUUAAUGGGCCCGACGAAAGCCGGCUUUCUGUUUAAACAUGAGUAAUCAUGACUGAACAUAACUACCAACUGUAUAUUUUACAACUUGAAGCUAAGGAAAAUUUUUAAAUGAAGAUUUUUAUUGUAAAAAUUAAGAUUCCUUUGAGAAGAUGUUGAAAAUCUGAUCGUUUCGGAGCUGAUUGAUGGUAGUUAUCUCUUAAAGCUCUCUUUGAGUAGAUUUAGAGAAAUUAUUUGAGAAUUAUUUCACCGCUGCCAGCUGAAAAACAAACAAAUACCUUCCACGGAGCAGCGAGUGCUGUACAUAAGAGCUUAAACACAUUGUAAUUUCACGUUUCUGUGCACCACAGUUAAAUGUGAAUAAAAUCAAAUCCAUUUGAGAAA
Molecule: messenger RNA, 4985 nt
Organism: Plectropomus leopardus (leopard coralgrouper)
Lineage: Eukaryota; Metazoa; Chordata; Actinopteri; Perciformes; Serranidae
Source: RefSeq, a predicted model, not a curated record